AUGAUUUCAGAGGAAAGAAACGGAAGUUCAAGUUCGGGAAAAUCGAAAGAGACCGAGACUGCUAGCAAAGCAGCUGGUGAAUUAGAAUCCGAGAAAAGCGGACCGAUGCUGCCGGACGAAGGCAGUUCGAAAAAAAGUGAAAGAAAGCAGUUGAAUGAAAAUGACGUUGUUGUUUUGGACGACGAGCCGUUGUUCAUGGCCGGUGAGGAUUUGUUGAUGGAUACCCCAGGUAUGAAUUUUAUUUCAUCUUCAGCUGUGCACCAUUGUUAUCAUUUAUGGUUAUUUUCUUAA
This is a messenger RNA of Gongylonema pulchrum, 291 nucleotides long. Lineage: Eukaryota; Metazoa; Nematoda; Chromadorea; Rhabditida; Gongylonematidae. The record is from the annotation of a GenBank genome assembly.